This is a messenger RNA of Calliphora vicina (urban bluebottle blowfly), 3636 nucleotides long. RefSeq lists its product as uncharacterized. The transcript has 2 exons. The record is from RefSeq and is a predicted model, not a curated record. NCBI's taxonomy places the organism in Eukaryota, Metazoa, Arthropoda, Insecta, Diptera, Calliphoridae. Bases 583 to 1677 code for a protein of 364 amino acids.
UUCAGUCAACGCCGUAUAUUCGAUUUAAAAACAACGACCGUUUUACGCGACGGUAGAAAAAUUGCGUUUUUAAGGAAGAAUUUGUUUUUUUUUAAGAAAGAAAGAAAAAAAUAAACUAUCAAAAUAAAACAAAUAAACGUGAAUUUCAUUAUAAUUAUUUUGCACACAAAACUAAUUUGAGCAAAUAUAUUUUUAUUUUACAUCUGCAACAGAAACUUUGUAUAUAAUAUAAUAAUCAAUAUUUAUUAUUAUAUAAAAUAAAAGUGAUCUCAUGAACAAAAAUAUAUUUUUAAAAUCUAAAGGCGAUAGUUUUUGUCAAAAAUAAAACAAAAAAAAUUUUAAAAAUUACGGCAACGAUUUUUACCUAAAAGAAAAAUAAAAUCAAAAACAUCACUAUCGCAAAUGAAAGCACAAUAAAAAAACUCAAAUAUAAAACGAACAAAAGCGAAAAAUAUUAAAUAAUACACAAAAAAAACUCUGAUAAAAUAAGAUAAAAAGUGAACAUAUUCAAAAGACAAAUUACAUUUAAAAAAAGUGUUAAACAAAACAACAAAAUAAUUAAUUAAAAAUAAACAAUAAAUCAUGGAGUAUCUGGAAUAUCUGGAAACAGCCUGGCUCUACCUGCCCUAUAUAUUCUAUACUUUUGUAUUCUUAACACUCAUACCAAAAUCUCUAAGUAAAAUCAAUCAAUUCGCCAAAGCAGACUAUGAAGCGAAUCGCAAUAAAUGGCAUCGCUGUUAUGCGCCCGAUAUUUGCUGUCACAAUUUAGGGGAAUCGGGAGAAGCUUUGCCCAAACAAAAGCCACGCAAAGCUGUUACCAGGGUAUAUCCCAAGAAACAAGCGGCUAAACAGGAAGUAGUCACCAACACUCAUGCCCCAAUUGUUGCCGAUGAACCGGCCAAUAUCUACAAGCGCCAGGUACACACCCAUACAAAUGUCAAUAAAAUCGCCAAAAUGUUUGAGAAUGGUGGCGUGCAAAAGAAAAUCAAUCGUGUUACGCCCACAGUAUUGCCUUCCGAUUUUCGCCGUUGCUCCAUGGACUUUGAUGAUGAGGAAAGCUAUCACAAAAAGGAGGAUUAUUCAUCAAAUCAGUCACAUGAAAGUCCGCUUAAAAAAGAAAAUGUGGUAUUGAGAAGACUUUCGAAACUUUCGCAAGAAUUAGAGGAGAAUAAUGAAAAUUCUUCGAAUAUUCUGAAUCAAAUGUCUCAUGAGGAACACAAUGAUUUGCAUAAUACAAGUUGGCGCAGUGAACCCAUAACCAUACAAAGACGUAAACGUCAAGUGCCUAGUGGUAUGCUAAUGCUUAAUGGCUUGUCUGCCACACCCUCAACAGUUUCACCCGCCCACUCAUCACCACUGUCUUCGCCACGCUCCUGCAAUUCACCGGUGCCCUGCUCAUCGCCUCUUUUGCGUAAUGCUCCCGUACUUAAUAUGAACACUAGUUUAGAGGAUCUAUUUGUGGCCAUUGCCAAGAGUGCCGAAAAUUCAGAUGGUUUCUUGUAUGCCGGCUGCACUUCAGUCUCACCCGUUACCUCCAUAGACGACAUAUUGUCGCAGCGCCGCUUGUCGCGUCCCUUGUCAGCGUAUUCUAUAAGUGAUCUUUUGAAUGAAGAACCCAAUAAGGGCAUGGAUGAAUCAUAUGUGGAGAAUUUUUUAAAAGUUUUAAAUACAACUUGAAAGUCUUUAACUAGAAAUAAGGAUGGUUUUCACAGUGUGCGUUUAAGUUUAGGUAACUACAGGGAAAAUUAAAGACGUUUUUUUUAUAUUAUUUAUUUAGAUUUAGCUAAGUUUGCUAAAGUGCUUUUUAUUCAGUUAAAUAUUUGUAAUUCUAUUAAGUUGUUCCUUUUUUGAGUAUUUUCAUUUAAGGUUUUUAGAAUUUUUAACUAUAGUUUAAACUAGCAAUAUUUGUUUGUAAAUUUAAAUGCCAGUAAAAGUGAUAAAUAGAAUUAGUAGAGUAUUUUAAAUAAUAAAUUUAAUAUUGUGUUUAACUAUAAAUGAAAUUAGCACUGAACAUAACUAGAUAUUGAAAAAACGGUUGCAAACUGCACUAUGUAGAUUAAAUAUUUUUUGUUCAGCUUAAUUUAAUAAAUUAAAUGGAAUUAAGUUCAGUUAUUUAAACGAUUAUUUUCAAUUCAGUUUAAUAUUAGUUUAAGUCCUAUUUAUUAAAUGUCUGGUUAAUCUGGUUCAAGUCUUGAAGAUAAUUGGAAUAAAUUGUUUAAUUAAACCCUAAUCAAAUUAUUGUAAUAGGUUUUAAUUUAACUGAGUCUUCUGUUAUAUUAUAUUUAUGCAAAACAAAAAUAAUCGUUUAAGAAAAUUAAUUAAGUUAAACUUAGUUUAUACUUUGAUGGUUAAAGAAAAGUUUAAGUUUUGUUUAACCAACGUUUUUAAAAAGUAUUUUUGAAAAUAAUGAAUUUGAAAUUACUUAGCAUGAUUAAAUCAACUUGUUAGUUUAACUGAAGAUUUAGGAUAUGUUUGUUAGGCUAAAUUGUUUUGGAUAAAUUCAAAACAGUAUAAUGUAUAAAAAAGAAAGGUUAGUUAAAUUUCUAUUAAAUUACAAGCUUAACUCAAUUAUUAACAAAUUAUUAUUUUUAAAUAAUGUAUUGAAUUUAACUAAAUAUUAAUAAGUUUUUUUUAUAAUAUUCUUUAAUUAAAUGCCACAACGUUUAGUUAAACUAAACUUAGAUAAUUUCAGAACACUAAAAAAUGAAGUUUAGUUAAACUUUUCAUUUAAUAGAAAAUGACGGGUUUAACUUAACCAAUUAAAUAAUGUAGUUAUUAAGCUGAAAAACUUAAUAACUUUUACUAAAUACUUAAACUAACACUAUGAAAACAUCCUUAAAGAUAUUUUAAUUAAAAAAAAAUAAAGAAAAACGAAAAAUCCUGUAACAUAUUUCUGUUGAAAACAAAAAUGUUUCAAAGUGCCAUGUCUUUAAGUUAAACACUAAAAAACCAACAAAAGUUUAUUUGUGUUAAUCAUUUAAAAAGGAAAAAUGUCAGGGUAAUUUAAAACAAAUUUAAAGAAAACUAAAUGAGUCACUCGGGUUUAUUCAUUCACUAUUUAAUUUAAAUCACUUGUUUUUUUCUUUUGUAUAUAAAUUAUUUCUUACACCAUUAUUAACUCUAUAAUACAAAAAAUUAUAAAUGCCAGUCAAGCUUUACAAAUAAAUUUAUUACUAUUUUAAUACGUUUUUAAUUAUAUUGUUUAACACACAUUUUUAUUAAAACUAAUUUAAAUAAUUGAAAAUGUUUUUUUCAUAUAUGCGUGUAAUUUUAAACCUUAAUUCUCUAUAAAAUAAGAAAUUUUUUUGUUAAAAUUGUUUGACUUAUUUUGUGUAUGAUGAUUAAGUGUUUUAUCAAAUGAUUGAAUGAUGGGUAGAUUUUUUUUUUGUUGAAAUUAUUAAAAAUUUAUCAGUUGUUUUUAGAAUAUGGGGAGUGUAAUUGCCAGUGUUAUACAGUUUUAAGGGACUGCAGACCACACAAUUGAAAUAUUGUGAAAUAAAAAUGUAUAUAAAUAAAGUAUUAUUAAUAUUUUUUUAAAAAAUAAGUUAAAACUAAAACGAAUAUUAUAUUGUAAAUAUAAACAAAGAAAUAUAUAAAAAUAAAUAAAAUAAAUUAUUCGACUGAAUUAAAAAAAAA